AUGACUUCCAUCUUACAUAUCUCUACUCUUCUCCUGGUGCUGCUUAAUCAAAUUUUGGCUACCGAAGUUUAUCAUUGUAAUUCUACGAUUUCGUGUCCUGAAAAGUAUCCAUGUUGUUCUCGAGCGGGUGUAUGUGGUACAGGCACAUACUGUUUGGGCAACUGUGAUCCAAGAUAUUCCUAUUCUUUGAACUCAUGCAUGCCAGAACCUAUCUGCAAAGAUGUUAAUACCGUUUUCAGCAAUUAUAGGUCUAAGAUUGUUAAUGCAGACACAUAUCUGGGUAACACGAGUGAGGCAGAUUGGACUUACUCAGGUUAUAUUAUGGAUUAUGAAGAAGAAGAUGCUUUAAUCUUAGCUAUGCCAAAAUACUCCGGUGGUACUUUAUUAGCUUCUACACGUGAUAUCUGGUAUGGGAAGGUUAGUGCUAAAUUAAAAACAUCACAUUUAGCAGGUGUAGUCACUGCAUUUAUUCUGUAUUCCAAUGUUCAAGAUGAAAUUGAUUUUGAAUGGGUUGGUUCGGAGUUAAACACAACACAGACGAACUUCUAUUGGAAUGGUGUUUUAAAUUAUACUAACAGUUUUAAUAUUUCUACCACUAAUACAUUCGAUGACUAUCAUACCUAUGAAAUUGAUUGGCACGAAGACUACAUAAAAUGGUCAGUGGAUGGUGUUGUUGGUAGAAUUUUAUAUAAGAAUGAGACAUAUAAUAGUACUACUGGUAUUUAUCAAUUCCCACAGACUCCAGCUAAGAUUGAUAUCUCAAUUUGGCCAGGUGGUAACUCGACUAAUCCUAAAGGUACCAUUGCAUGGGCUGGGGGUGAAAUUGAUUGGAAUGCACCUGAUCUUACAGACCCGGGCUAUUAUUAUGCUAUUUUGAAAGAAGUUAAUAUUACAUGUGGUAAAGUUCCCAGUGGAAUUACACAAAAUGGUACGACUGCAUAUGUAUAUACCAACCACCAUAGAUAUUUACAGGAAGAUGUUGCUAUUGUGAAUAAAAGAACAUAUUUGGGGUCAUUGGAAGCUAGUGGUGAUGAUCCAAAUGCAGGAGUUUACAGUAGUUCUUCUUCUUCUACUUCUUCAUCUUUUAGUAGAAAGUCGAAGAGUGAAAAUAAAAAAAGUAGAAGUACCGACAAUUCUGGUCCAACCACGAAAGAAUCUACAACAUAUACAUCUACCACGAGUAAAGUCGCUACGAGUAUUCAAGUGACAUAUGUGACAGAGGCACUCUUAAUUAAUGAGACAUUUAGUAGUACAGUAAAUAAAAAGACACUAUCUGGUAACUACGGUAGCAUUAAUAAAGAACCUUAUUUCACAAUUAUAAUAACAUUCCUUUUAAAUAUAUUGCUGGUGUAA
This is a messenger RNA of Arxiozyma heterogenica, 1353 nucleotides long. It is a transcript of the gene UTR2, whose product is annotated as chitin transglycosylase UTR2. Gene Ontology annotation, cellular component: cell wall. The coding region runs from base 1 to 1353 and encodes 450 amino acids. Gene Ontology annotation, molecular function: hydrolase activity, hydrolyzing O-glycosyl compounds. Lineage: Eukaryota; Fungi; Ascomycota; Saccharomycetes; Saccharomycetales; Saccharomycetaceae. The transcript has a single exon. Gene Ontology annotation, biological process: carbohydrate metabolic process; cell wall organization. The record is from RefSeq and is a predicted model, not a curated record.